AAGCCGUGCUGCUCACAGCCGCGCGAAGUUUUGUUCGGAGAGCUGAGCGAUGGCGUCGAAGCAAGCGAAAGCCGCAGCAGUGGCAUGUGCUGGUUUGGGGCUCGGCUUCGUGCUUCCGGGCGGCGCGCCCGGCGCGCCCGGCGCGCGCGCGGAGCCCGAGAGGAGCGCGGCGCAGGGAGCCCACACGUCGCCAGGCAGCGCCUUUACUGUGGGUGCAGCAGCAGCCACAGCCGCCGGGGCAGUGGCUGCUUCCACGCGCAGGAAGCUCCGUGCAUCCAAGGUCGCUGCCCGUGCGGAAGUUGCGCCGGGCGAGAAGGUUGUGGGCAUUGACCUUGGAACCACCAACUCUGCGGUGGCUGCCAUGGAGGCCGGCGCCCCUACAGUCAUCCCCAACGCAGAGGGUGCUCGAACCACACCCAGCGUGGUGGCCUACUCCAAGAGCGGCGAGCUGCUGGUGGGGCAGAUCGCAAAGCGCCAGGCUGUGGUGAAUCCGGAGAACACCUUCUACUCCGUGAAGCGCUUUGUUGGCCGCCAGCCCGGUGAAGUGGAUUCAGAACUGAAGGAGGUGUCUUACAAGGUGGAUUUUGAGGGCCAGAAGGUGAAGAUCGACUGCCCUGUGAUGAACAAGAAGUUUGCGCCCGAGGAGGUCUCGGCCCAGGUGCUGCGCAAGCUCAGCGCCGAUGCUGGCAAGUACCUUAGCGCCACUGUGAACAAGGCGGUGGUGACAGUCCCGGCCUACUUCAACGACUCCCAGCGCCAGGCCACAAAGGAUGCUGGAAAGAUUGCGGGAUUGGACGUGCUGCGAAUCGUGAACGAACCCACGGCAGCGUCGCUGGCAUAUGGCUUGGAGAAGCAGAACAAUGAGACGAUCUUGGUUUUUGAUCUUGGCGGCGGCACCUUUGACGUCUCUGUUCUGGAGGUUGGUGACGGCGUUUGUGAGGUUCUGGCCACAAACGGCGACACCCACUUGGGUGGCGAUGACUUUGACAAGGUCAUCGUCGACUGGCUUGCGGAGGCGUUUCAGAAGACCGAGGGCAUCGACCUGCUGAAGGACAGGCAAGCCUUGCAGCGUCUCACGGAGGCAGCAGAGAAGGCCAAGAUGGAGCUCUCAGGAGUCCAGGAGGCCAAGAUUUCGCUUCCCUUCAUCACGGCUGAUGCUUCUGGCCCCAAGCACAUCGAAGAGAGCCUGUCUCGUGCCAAGUUCGAGCAGCUUGCUGGCAAGCUCAUCGCGCGAUGCAGGACGCCUGUGGAGAGUGCCAUGAAGGAUGCCAAGCUGACCGCCAAGGACAUCGAUGAGAUUGUGCUGGUUGGCGGCUCCACCAGGAUCCCGUCCAUCCAGAGCUUGGCUUCGGAGCUGGUGGGUGGCAAGGCGCCCAACCAGAGCGUGAACCCGGACGAAGUUGUGGCCGUGGGAGCGGCCGUGCAGGCUGGUGUGUUGGCCGGAGACGUGAAGGACAUUGUGCUGCUGGAUGUGACGCCACUGUCGUUGGGUGUGGAGACCUUGGGCGGCGUGGCCACUGUGCUGAUCGCCAGGAACACCACCAUCCCGACCAAGAAGACCGAGGUGUUUUCGACUGCCACGGACUCCCAGCCCUCUGUGGAGAUUGUGGUGCUGCAAGGCGAGCGUCAGUUUGCCAAAGACAACAAGAUUCUGGGCACAUUCCGCCUGGACGGCGUGCCCCCUGCGCCGCGUGGCGUGCCACAGAUUGAGGUGACCUUUGACAUCGAUGCCAACGGCAUCCUGAAUGUUGGUGCAAAGGACCGGGGCACUGGAAAGGAGCAGACCAUCACCAUUGCAGGCUCCUCCACCUUGGACAAGACCGACGUGGACAAGAUGGUGCAGGAUGCUGAGGCCAACGCAGUCGAGGAUGAGAAGCGAAAGGAGGCCGUGGAGACCAAGAACAACGCCGAGAGCUUGGUGUACCAGACAGAGAAGCAGCUGCAGGAUUUGGGUGAGAAGGUGCCGGCAGACCUGAAGGCCAGCAUCGAUCCAAAGUUGCAGGCCUUGAAGGACAAGGUUGCGGAGGCAGAACCAGAGACGGAGCUGCUGAAGACCAUGACCAAGGAUCUGCAGGAGGAGCUCAUGAAGGUCGGCCAGGCGGCCUAUGCCAACGCGGGUGCAAGCUCUCCUCCACCGGGUGAUGCGCCUGAUGGAGAUGCUGGCUCCCCUCCUCCGGGUGAUGCCAAGGAUGCCAAGGAUGCCAAGGGCAAGGACGACGUCAUCGAUGUGGACGGCCAGUAAGUUCCCGGCCAACCGCAAAAAGCAGUUUGAGAUAUCGGAAUGUCUAGUUUUCAGGUCGUGAUGCAGUUGAGGCUCGCGCCCCUGUUUCUUCGACUUGCUUUCUGAUUUUUACCAUAUGUCUCAUGCCAUCCUGUCGGGUGUGCACCAAUCUUAAGGGUGCCCGAAUGGCCUUCGCCGGUACAGACACCCAUUGGGUGGUGCAGUCUAGAGUCUGGAUCUCACCCAACGCACCGUUUCAGACCCAGUCACAUUUUCACAAAAACGGCUUCGCGAAGUCCGCAUACGUGAAGCC
This is a messenger RNA of Effrenium voratum, 2534 nucleotides long. The record is from the annotation of a GenBank genome assembly. Lineage: Eukaryota; Dinophyceae; Suessiales; Symbiodiniaceae.